CCCCGGUAACGUUUCCUCUUGACCCAUCUCUUCUUCUCUGCUGCCGGGGUUGUGUUUCUUUCUCUUCCGGUUGUCGUCUGUUCGUGUGGCAGAUAAACCAGUGUCGAAAUGGCAAAGUCCAAGAAUCACACCACCCACAAUCAAUCUCGUAAAGCCCACAGGAAUGGCAUCAAGAAGCCCAGAUCUCAGCGCUAUGAGUCUUUGAAGGGGGUGGACCCUAAGUUCCUGAGGAACAUGCGCUUUGCCAAGAAGCACAACAGCAAGGGACUGAAGGCAGCAAGGAAGGCAGCAGCAGCUGCACCGAAAUAGGCUGUGAACCAGUCACCUUCAUGUCUGCCUGUGUUCCAUGUUUCCACAAUAAAGCUAUGCUUUGUUAACAAAC
Molecule: messenger RNA, 382 nt
Organism: Notolabrus celidotus (New Zealand spotty)
Lineage: Eukaryota; Metazoa; Chordata; Actinopteri; Labriformes; Labridae
Gene: rpl29
Product: ribosomal protein L29
Exons: 4
Coding region: 109-309 (66 amino acids)
Biological process (GO): cytoplasmic translation
Cellular component (GO): ribosome; cytosolic large ribosomal subunit
Molecular function (GO): structural constituent of ribosome
Source: RefSeq, a predicted model, not a curated record